AGGUAAUGGGAAACGACCCAGGCGUCAGAGUAAUAUCUUCCCGCAGGCGGAGGAGGGAGGCACUGCUGGGAGACAGCAGAUCGUCCUGUCGAGACAUUUAGCGCUGAGCGCCAGGACUUUGGUGGAUGAAAGGAAUUCUACGUGGGGUACAUCUUUGGUUCCCUCUUUGUCCCGGCUCGCCCGACAGCCAGCCAGCCAGCCAGCAAGGUCCGGGAAAGUAGAACCCAAACCAGAGAUGGCUGGGGCGGGACGGACAGUUGCUAUUAAGAGUUUAGACCAAUCACCACGGGCCCCCACUUCUCCCGGCCAAUAAGAAGUGAGUUCAGGUUCGGAGGCGGUAACUGUGGUCACAUGAGCAGACGUCAGAACCAAUCCGCCGCGGGCCUCGUUCCCGUCAGCCAACUGACAGCUAGAGCGGAUCUGUGGGCGGGAGGCCAGAGCCGCUGUCAGACUCAAGUCAGGCGAACGACGCGCGGCUGGACGGCUGGCGGGAGUGCGGCGCCGGACAGGGCCCUGGAGAUGGUCCCCGGCGCCGCGGGCUGGUGGUGUCUCGUGCUCUGGCUCCCGGCGUGCGUCGCGGCCCACGGCUUCCGCAUCCAUGACUAUUUAUACUUCCAAGUGCUGAGUCCUGGAGACAUUCGCUACAUCUUCACAGCCACACCUGCCAAGGACUUCGGUGGUAUCUUUCAUACAAGGUAUGAGCAGAUUCACCUUGUUCCCACUGAACCUUCAGAGGCCUGUGGAGAACUCAGCAACGGUUUCUUCAUCCAGGACCAGAUCGCUCUGGUGGAGAGAGGGGGCUGCUCCUUCCUCUCCAAGACUCGAGUGGUCCAGGAGUAUGGCGGGCGAGCAGUGAUCAUCUCAGACAAUGCAGUUGACAAUGACAGUUUCUACGUGGAGAUGAUCCAGGACAGUACCCAACGGACGGCUGACAUCCCUGCCCUUUUCCUGCUCGGCCGAGAUGGCUACAUGAUCCGCCGCUCUCUGGAACAGCAUGGGCUGCCAUGGGCCAUCAUUUCCAUCCCAGUCAAUGUCACCAGCAUCCCCACCUUUGAGCUGCUGCAGCCACCCUGGACCUUCUGGUAGAAGAGUUGGUCCCAUAUUCCAGCCAUAGCAACUCUGGGUUGGGAAGGGAAAGUCCAGGAAUUCUCCUGUUGGGAGCCCGGGGACAGCUGUUGGGGAAAUGUGGAGCCAGGUAGAGGAUACAGGCUUGACCCUCACCUAGAUGAAGGGAAACCACAUCAUAGGCGUUUCCUUCCCAAGGGCCCAAAGUAUCUUCCCCAGCGGGAAAAGACAAAAGCCAGAUAUUAGGUCUUCUGGUUAGACUCUGGAAUAAACGGGGUAAAAGCAGGUGACCUGAAAGCCACCUGCCACCUGUAAGAACUUCACCUGGCUCCAGCCUCCCCAACCCAGGGUCUCCUCACAAAUGUUCUUCACAGAAAUUGCUGGAGUGGUUUAAGAAGCUGGUACUUGGGGACUCAGUAAAUCCUCACUUACUUGUUUUUUAGCAAUAAAGCCUCUCAUCAGGGUCGCAA
Molecule: messenger RNA, 1535 nt
Organism: Erinaceus europaeus (western European hedgehog)
Lineage: Eukaryota; Metazoa; Chordata; Mammalia; Eulipotyphla; Erinaceidae
Gene: PRADC1
Product: protease associated domain containing 1
Exons: 5
Coding region: 352-1086 (244 amino acids)
Source: RefSeq, a predicted model, not a curated record